AUGAUCGGACCGGAUUGGUUUAAUGCUGAUAGACCUUAUGACGAGGAUGCUGAAUUAACAAGGCUAGAAGAGGCAAAUCAACGUUGGUUGAACUCAAUUGGCAAAAAGUAUAUGAAGCCUGUGCCAAUGGAGAAGCCUAAUCCAGCGCCGGUAGAGGAAGCCGAAACCGAUGACGAUGUGUUCAUCGUGACCGGAAAUGAGGACGCAGAAGAAGAAUCGGAGGAGUCUCAUGAUGUUGACGAAGAUGACGAAAUGUUGACUACUGAGUCACCGCCACAAAACAAUGAAAUGGAGUCGGAAAGCCCAGAGCAAGUCACUGAUACAGCUGAUCUUGAAGUCGAGGCUGCUCUGUGGCCAUAUGUACCCCAGGCCCAAGAUCAG
Brenthis ino (lesser marbled fritillary) is the source of this 381-nucleotide messenger RNA. Lineage: Eukaryota; Metazoa; Arthropoda; Insecta; Lepidoptera; Nymphalidae. The record is from the annotation of a GenBank genome assembly.